This is a messenger RNA of Pantherophis guttatus, 1619 nucleotides long. Lineage: Eukaryota; Metazoa; Chordata; Lepidosauria; Squamata; Colubridae. The record is from RefSeq and is a predicted model, not a curated record.
AUGGACUUGCUGUCUACAGGGCAGGAGAAUGUCCCAAAUUACAGAUGUGGAAGACAACAGAAUAUCUUGGCAGUUUUUGAAGAGACAGACUCUGACCUCUUUGAUCAUAUUUCUACUGUCUUGGGCAUCUACAAAAUUCCACAGGUUUGGGAAAAAUGUACAGAAAAAGAGAGCAGGCGAUUACCACCCCAUGAUGUGCUUGCAAGUAUAAUAACUGAGGAUGGCUCCGGUAUUUCCAGAGCAAUCCAUGCUGUGGCCUCCGUCCUCAAUGCUGCCUCUUCCUCUCAACUAAGUAAGAGGAGGAUGCUGGUUGGAGACCAUCAAUCACCCCAGAUUGUACAGCCAUGGCAGCUUCAUCAGUUCAUGAGAAACUUUCAGCUUCACAACAUUUCCAAUGACGGCAUUUAUUUGGAUGAAAAUGGAGUUCCUGCCAUUGACUUUGAUAUCAUACACUUGAGAAUGUUUCCCCAAAAGUCUUAUCCUGCAGUGAAAGUUGGGAGUAUAGAAAGAGAAACCACCUUUGAAGUCAAGGUCUCCAUUAAUCAGAGUGCCAUUCAAUGGCCAAUAUCAUUUAACAAGGCAGUGCCUUCUUCUAGAUGUACAGACAGUUGUUACCCAGGAUAUGCCAAGCUCGUGAGAGAAGGAGCCCCUGUUUGCUGCUAUGACUGUUCUCUAUGUAUGGAAGGGACAUUCUCAGUGGAAGAAGAUGCAGCCCAUUGCAGCAAAUGUCCAGAUGACCAGUAUUCCAAUGAGAAGCGGAAUCAGUGUGUCCCCAAAAGUAUAAGUUUCUUGUCCUAUGAAGAAACAUUGGGAUUCAUUCUGGCUUCCUUUACCCUUGCUUUGUCCCUAAUCACUGCCUUUGUUUUGGGAAUCUUCAUUAAAUACAGAGAAACUCCCAUAGUCAAAGCCAACAACCGGGACCUUACCUACAUUCUUCUGAUCUCCCUUCUCCUUUCCUUCUUGACCUCUCUUCUAUUCAUUGGGCGCCCCAAGAAAGUGACCUGCCUUCUUCGACAAAGCAUCUUCAGUGUUGUUUUUUCAGUUGCUGUAUCCUCAUUGCUGGCAAAGACUGUCAUGGUGGUGGUGGCAUUUCUGGCCACAAAGCCAGGCAGCAGGAUGAGGAAAUGGCUGGGAAAGACUCUGGCCAACUCUAUUGUUGUAUCCUGUUCUGGGAUUCAGGUGGGCAUCUGCAUGAUAUGGCUUGGAAUAUCUCCCCCAUUCCCAGUCUCUGACAUGCAUUCUCAACCAGGGUAUAUCCUGCUACAAUGUAACGAAGGGUCAAUUGUCAUGUUCUACAUUGCACUGGGUUUUAUGGGCCUUCUGGCUGCCAUCUGCUUCUUGGUGGCUUUCCUAGCACGCAAGCUGCCAGGGACCUUCAAUGAAGCCAAGUUGAUCACCUUCAGCAUGUUGGUUUUCUGUAGUGUUUGGAUUUCCUUUGUGCCCACCUACCUGAGCACCAAAGGAAAAUACAUGGUGGCUGUGCAGAUCUUCUCCAUCCUGGCAUCCAGCCUGGGCUUAAUGGGCUGCAUCUUUGUUCCCAAAUGCUACAUCAUUAUCCUGAGACCUGACAUGAACACCAAGGAGCACCUAAUAGUGAAUUCUAAAAAGGGAACCUAAUG